AUAUUAUAAUGUAAUGUUAAUAUUGGUAAGUGUUUAAUAUAUAUAAUUUUGUUUAGCCAUGAAUGAUGGCCCAUAACAAGCCUCAAUAUUCAGUUGUGGUGACUAGAGGCUCGUUUUAUGUAUAUCUUUCCAACAGUUUUAGCCUAACUAUGGUAUUUACAGCAAGAAGUAACCAAUUAUCUGAAUAUCUUUCAUAUGAUAUCUUGGACGAAAAGUUCAUAAGACUAUUUCAACCGUACCGUGUUGUCCAAAAAAUACUUGGAUCAUGUCGUGUGGACAUUAAAUACCGGUUUGUCACCCCGCCAACGUUGCUCCAAAAGUUGUACACUAUCACCUGCAUUACUAUGACAAUUAUUUCCACUAACAAUGUCCAACAAAUAUAUUCAACGAUAUUUUAUUCCGAACACGAAAUGACAAGCUUAUGGACAAGUGGAAUCUGUGGACUACUCGGCGUAUUUUCGCUUAGCAUUCUACAUGCUAGAUUUUUCAAUAACGAGCGUAAUGUGCAAUUAUACAUUAAAAUGCAAGAAAUUGACCGUAUUAUGAAACUUGGUAAAAAUGAACAAAUAUACCACCAACACUAUAAAUACAAUCGUGCAGUAGUGUUCGCUCAAGUAGCGGUUACCUUUGUCUCAGUCGUGUUGGGAGCUUUUCUUGUAAAAGAUAAGUUUGGAAUAAUGGAACUCAUUGCAACAUUCUGGGCUAUGGAAACCCUAAUAUUUGAAAUAAGCUGCUGCGCUAGUUACAUGAUAUAUUUCACCACCCGGCUCCAGUUGAUAAAUUACACAAUUACUGUUCAUUUUAAAUAUAUAAAUUAUACCACGCAAGUUUUUUGUGAAAAAUACGAAUCUAAUAUGGUAGACCGUUGUCUAGACGAACUUUUUGAUGGUAUUCAUGCAUUUAAAAAUCAGUACCAAUUUCAGGUAAGCUCUACAACGAUAAUCCACUUUCAGAGCAUGAGAAAUGAAAAUUCUUUUGUAUGGGGUAUGUGGGACCUUUAUUACAUAACCCAUAUAAACUUUCAUUUACGUCGUGUUUGUUGUGUGUGUUUUCAGCGAAUUCUCAGCCUGGAUUUACUGCAUAUUGCCGUAAUAGCUCUCGUAAAGGCAAUUGUUCUAGUGGGUCUAUGUAUACAGAGCGAGUUAUUUGUUCGAGAAGGUGAUAAAACAAAGAAGCUGACGAUAUCCGUUUUGUCGCGCCACAUUGACGGUCCUUUCAGAACAAAAGCCAAGAAAAUGCUGAAGUUGAUAGAGGAGUCGCCCCCGUGCUUCUCGGUGUACGAGAUGUGGCGUGUUGACGCGAAACUCCUGCUCAACUUAUUCAAUAUCAUCUCCACCAUAUUAGUCAUUCUUCUGCAAUUUGCUUUCCUGUAAAUAUUUAUAAUAGUUUGCGUUUCAACUUGCGUGUACGUAGGUACUAUAUUAAAUAGGUACGUAGCUUAAUAUAAUGAAUCAUGUAGGUUGAUUUGAAAAGGUUGAUGUUUAAAAAAUACUAGCGUAGUAGGUAAGGUAAAUUAUAUCUACGCGAUAAGGCCGAUACCCGACGAACCCGACGUGAAAUAAAACAUCCUAUAUCUACAUAUGUUAAUUAUGUUAUAUUAUAGCCUGUCCAUUUUUAAUGACCUUAUGAGAGAUGUUUCGAAUAAUUAUUAGUAAUUAUUUAGUAAAUUCGUACCAAGGAGACGAGCCGGGAUUAGAAUCCGCGAUCUCCAGAUAGCUAGUCGCACACCCUAACCGAUAGGCCACCAGCGCUUCUUGUCAACUUGCUACAUACGAAACUAAAAAUGUUUCAUAUUCAGGCGCCUCGUCAUUAGUACUUCCUCUCGACUCUUGCCUUUCCUCAUAUACAGAUUCACUACUUGAAACAGAUUGUUUUAAUUAUUUUUUUCAGUGAUAUUUCCUUUUUGCCCAGCAGUGGGACACACAAAUAGGCUAAUAAAAAAUAAAAAUAAAAUCCUUUUUAUCUUUUUUCUGGCGGAGGAGGUAUGUCGUCCAAUUGAUCGGGCUUACUAUAUCAGCUAUUUUAAUUAGAUUCUAAAUACGUAAAUAUUUCUUCCCUCUCGAUACUUUGUCUAACGCCUUUAAUACGACAUUUUGGCAAUGUUUAGAAGAUCUUGGAGGCAUGUUUUCUUUGAAAAGUACCUGUAACCAAUGUAUGACUAUAGUUAUGACCGAGUGAACGAAACAUCCAUAAGUAACUGUCAUUCACUCGACCUCCAUAUUAAAACAGUGUAGGACAUUCGUGUUAGACACUACCUAGCUACUCACAUGUCAUGAUCGACAGAAUAUUAAUUUGUACAGAGUAAAUUAAAUUCAUGUCUAUUAUCUAUUUUAUUAAAUUGUACAAUAAC
Molecule: messenger RNA, 2350 nt
Organism: Cydia pomonella (codling moth)
Lineage: Eukaryota; Metazoa; Arthropoda; Insecta; Lepidoptera; Tortricidae
Exons: 4
Coding region: 63-1373 (436 amino acids)
Source: RefSeq, a predicted model, not a curated record